Molecule: messenger RNA, 1645 nt
Organism: Glycine soja
Lineage: Eukaryota; Viridiplantae; Streptophyta; Magnoliopsida; Fabales; Fabaceae
Product: zinc finger protein WIP2-like
Exons: 2
Coding region: 273-1346 (357 amino acids)
Biological process (GO): anatomical structure development; regulation of gene expression
Cellular component (GO): nucleus
Molecular function (GO): DNA-binding transcription factor activity
Source: RefSeq, a predicted model, not a curated record
GCAAGUCUAAUCUCUGACUCUACCUUUGCCUUUCCCUUUCGCCUUUAAUUAGCUUGCAGGGGGUAAUUUCUUGACUUUCCUCACACUUUGGCUUUCUAAUCCUUUUACCUCGAAACUUAUAUGGCUCUCCAUUCCCCCACAUAAUAUAUAUCCACAUUCUCUCUCUCUUACACACACUUAUGCACUCUAUAUUCUUAUAUAUUAUCACCAAAGAAUCAAACCAUAUAUCACCAAAUUAAAUUUCUUUUCUCCCACAUCAAACAUCAUUCACUAUGACAGAUCCUCAGUCCAAUUUGUUCCAUGAAUGGUUCAACUUCAUGCUCCUCCAUCCUCACUACUCCUCCUCUUCGCAAUCCAAUUACCCUCUUGCUAAUAAUUACUCAAACAACAACAGGUUUGGAAUUCAAUUACAACAAGGAGCACCCUCAUCUUCAUCUUCAUCUUCAUCUUUCUAUGCAGCUCCUCCUUCUUCCCCUCCUCUUAGAGUGGCCCUUCCUCUGAUCAACAAGAUAAGCCUCAAAAGUAGUGAGCAGCACCAACAAAAUGAAACCUCCUCAAAUGUUUUAGAGGAGAAAGAAGAGGAUGAGAAGAAAGUGGACAACAACAACAAACAUCAUGAGAGUGGUGAAGAUGCUGAUGAAGAAACUGUGACUGUUGCCCUACACAUAGGGCUUCCUAGAAUGGAUACUUCCUCUUCUUCUGAUCUGGGGCCACCAAAGGUGGUCUCGACAACUUGUAUGGAAAUUGGUGAAAAAGGGGAAGUGAACAUGAUUUCUGAACACCCUUUGGAUCAUAGAUUGAACAAGGGUCAGUAUUGGAUUCCCACCCCUUCUCAGAUUCUCAUUGGUCCUACACAGUUCCCAUGUCCUGUGUGCUCUAAAACUUUCAACAGAUACAAUAAUCUUCAGAUGCAUAUGUGGGGACAUGGAUCUCAAUACAGAAAGGGACCUGAUUCUCUAAAAGGAACACAACCAACAGCUAUGCUAAGGCUUCCAUGCUUUUGUUGUGCACCAGGUUGCAAGCACAACAUUGACCACCCAAGAGCAAGGCCUCUCAAGGAUUUCAGAACUCUUCAAACACAUUACAAGAGAAAGCAUGGCAUAAAGCCCUACAUGUGCAGAAAAUGUGGCAAAGCAUUUGCAGUGAAAGGUGAUUGGAGAACUCAUGAGAAGAACUGUGGCAAAAUAUGGUACUGUUUAUGUGGAUCUGAUUUCAAACACAAAAGGUCCCUAAAAGACCACAUCAAGGCCUUUGGCUUUGGCCAUGGAUCUUUUGGCAUUGAUUGCUUACAAGAAGAAGAUGAAGCAGCCUCUGAUAUUGAACAUGAUGGAGAGAGUUCAAUGUGAAACUUUAAUUUGAAAAAUAUAUAAAAGGGUGAACUCUUUAUAUAUCCAAAUUCACUUAUACAUGCUUGUAAUCGACUGUCUAGUCGAAUUGACCUAGUGUCUACUUUUCUGUUUUUCGGUUUUAGUUUUUCAUAAUUAUGUGGGUUGCUACCUUCAUUUUAUAUAAUUAGCAUUAUAUGUACUAUUUUAAUUAUGAUUCUCCCCUCCUCUUUCUUCACGGGAUCCAGUGUGUCAUGCUUAAACGUAGUUAAUACACCCAAUCUGGAGAUUAUAUAUAUAAAUGUACUGUUUAGUCUCUA